Molecule: messenger RNA, 1688 nt
Organism: Psammomys obesus (fat sand rat)
Lineage: Eukaryota; Metazoa; Chordata; Mammalia; Rodentia; Muridae
Gene: Orc4
Product: origin recognition complex subunit 4
Exons: 14
Coding region: 159-1469 (436 amino acids)
Biological process (GO): DNA replication initiation; DNA replication
Cellular component (GO): nuclear origin of replication recognition complex; nucleus
Molecular function (GO): DNA replication origin binding; ATP hydrolysis activity
Source: RefSeq, a predicted model, not a curated record
CGUAUGAGGUUUGGUGCUACUGCUGCCCCGGAGUGAAAGUCAGAGCCAGAGGAAGGCAAUGGAGCCCCCACGGACACACUUACCUUUCCUGCCCCCCACUUUUGAGUGCCUUCCCUGGAGCUGUGGAGGAUGACACAAAGGGAUUUGAGUUAGUCAAAAUGAACAAUCGUAAAACGAGAAGUAACAGCAUAAUACAUGCAGAGUGUUUUUCACAGGUGCAAAGAAUUUUACGUGAAAGAUUUUGUCAUCAGAGUCCACAUAGCAACCUAUUUGGAGUACAAGUACAGUAUAAGCAUUUAAUCGAGCUACUCAAAAGAACUGCUAUCUAUGGAGAAAGUAACUCUGUACUUAUUGUUGGACCACGAGGAUCAGGAAAGACCAUGUUAUUAAAUCAUGCUUUGAAAGAACUCAUGGAAAUAAGAGAAGUGAGUGAAAAUGUGUUACAAGUUCACCUAAAUGGACUGCUGCAGAUAAAUGAUAAAAUUGCUCUGAAGGAGAUCACAAGGCAAUUAAAUCUAGAAAAUGUAGUUGGAGAUAAAGUUUUUGGCAGCUUUGCCGAAAACCUUUCAUUUCUUCUGGAAGCUUUAAAAAAAGGUGACCGGACCAGCAGUUGCCCAGUAAUCUUCAUACUGGAUGAAUUUGAUCUUUUUGCUCAUCAGAAAAACCAAACACUCCUUUAUAAUCUUUUUGACAUUUCUCAAUCUGCACAGACACCAGUAGCAGUUAUUGGCCUUACAUGUAGAUUGGACAUUUUGGAACUCUUGGAAAAAAGAGUAAAGUCCCGGUUUUCUCACCGGCAGAUACAUUUAAUGAAUUCAUUUGGUUUUCCACAAUAUGUGAAAAUAUUUAAAGAGCAACUAUCUCUACCUGAAGAAUUUCCAGAUAAGGUUUUUGCUGAGAGCUGGAAUGAGAAUGUUCAGUCUCUCUCAGAAGACUCAACUGUGCGUGAAGUUCUACAGAAACAUUUCAAUGUCAACAAAAACUUGAGAUCAUUACAUAUGCUAUUGAUGCUUGCUUUAAAUCGAGUAACCGUAUCACACCCAUUUAUAACUUCAGCAGAUCUGAUGGAGGCACAGCACUUGUGUAGCUUGGAUUCUAAAGCAAGUAUUGUACAUGGUCUUUCAGUCUUGGAAAUCUGUCUUAUAAUAGCAAUGAAACAUUUAAAUGACAUCUAUGAAGAGGAGCCCUUUAAUUUUCAAAUGGUGUAUAAUGAGUUUCAGAAAUUUAUUCAAAGAAAGGCCCAUUCUGUUUAUAACUUUGAGAAACCUGUGGUCAUGAAGGCGUUUGAGCACUUACAACAAUUGGAAUUAGUAAAACCCAUGGAAAGAACUUCAGUAAAUUCUCAGAGAGAAUACCAGCUAGUGAAACUACUAUUGGAUAAUACUCAAAUUAUGAAUGCUCUACAGAAAUACUCCAACUGCCCUACAGACGUUAGGCAAUGGGCAACAUCCUCACUAAACUGGCUGUGAACAUUUUAAGUACAUUUCUAUAACGACUUGAAAGUUACUGUCUUUAACAAGAUAUGUUACUACAUUCCUUUCCUUAUAAAUAUUGUUUAUGGAAACUUACACUUACUAUGUUGACUAUGUGUUGAAUUGUGACUACACAUCUACACAAUUUCAUUGAUUUAAAUUGUACUACAGAAUAGCAGUUCAAAAGAAUAAAAUGUGAUUUUUACUGAUGGUCCA